GCUGCAGGCAGCGCGGCACUCGAUCGUACCGCUUAGUGCCACGUCGUGUCUCAGAGCGCCCAGGCCACGGGCCCCGAACCGUACCGCUUUACGUUGAAUAUUUUAAAAAGAUAUUUUCCAAAAAAAAUAAAAACAUUCGAAUAUUAUAUUAAGUACUAGAACUAGAAAGUGAGUGCCGUGAUUAUCCUUCGUAGAAAACAGGGAGAAUCCUUUGAAAAAGCUUCUCGCUGCUUAUCCAGCAUCCGUCAUGCAGGUCUUCGAUAACAAUAUGCGCCGUGCCUCGCGUCGCGCCUCCUUGCGCCGAGGUUCGAUAUCGGCCCUGCCGCAGAAAUCGCACGAGAUUCCCUGGGAUAUAUUCGAGCGGCUGUUCAUGCCCUUCCUCUUCUGCCAGGCGGCGGCCAUUCUGACCUCGCAUCUGCUCCAUGUUCUGGACAUCUCCAGCAUCUCGACUUUCGCCGUCUUCGUCUGGUUCGCCCUGGCCACCGUGGGAGCUGUGCUGUUCUACCAUUUCGUCAAGGUAUCCGCUUCGGGCAAAGGCGUGCUAAUCACUGGUUGCGAGUCCCCUCUGGCCUGGUACUUGGCCAAGAAACUGGACGACCUGGGCUUUACCGUUUACGCUGGAUUCAACACGCCCAUCGAGGAUUCGGACGAGGCCAAGAUUCUCAAGGAGGAGACCUCGGGACGCAUGAAGCUGCUGCAUCUGGACGUCACAUCGGAGAAAACCAUUUUGGAAGCUGCCCGCUAUGUGUCGCAGCAUUUGCCUCAUGGCGCCGAAGGGUUGUGGUCUGUGGUGCACUGCGCUCACUGGAUUGCAUUGGGAGAACUUGAGUGGAUUCCAUUUGCUGUGCUACGCAAGAGCUUGGACCUCAACCUUUUGGGCUCUGCCCGGCUUACCCAAAUUUUCCUGCCUCUGGUUCGCCGUGCUCAUGGUCGCGUUGUUUUCCUGACCUCCGGCCUGAAUCGUGUCCCAUCGCCCGUCAGGGGAAUCCAGAAUGCCACUCAGGCGGCCGUCGACUGCUUCGCCGCCUGUCUGCGCCAGGAAAUGCGCACCCGUGGUGUGGAUGUGUCCGUGGUGGCGGCCGGAGAGUUUGCCCCCGGCAACGGCUGGCUGAACGAGACCGAACUGCGUGACCAGGCCAAGCAAAUGUGGAACCAGCUUUCCUCCGAACAGAAGAAGACCUACGGCGAGGAUUACUACGAGGCGGCCAUGACGUCGGUGGAGAAGUAUUCACGCCAGGCGGCCGAUAUCCAGCCCACGCUGCGUGUCCUUAUCGACGCCGUUACCAGGACUUUCCCCAUGGCCCGCUACACACCCGUGACAGCCAACGAGAAGCUGCAGAUCUUCCUGGCCGAGCAUUUGGCCCCAUCCCUCUAUGAAUCCGUCUAUGGCGAACAGAAGAAGUUCGUCUAUUGAGAAACCCAUGCCCAGAUCCUUUGUCCACCUUAACGGCCUGAUAUUGUUAUUCGGAAAUUGUUAUUCAUUUAUGAUUUUCCCCGAAAUCCAAACGUCCUGCUCCUUGGUGCGCGUGAAGGACAUCCAAAAAAAAGGAACUGUAGCUAGGAGCACUGUUCGUGGAGCUCCGCCAGUCGAUGAGCAUUUACGUCCUUCUCUCGAUUAUUCUUGUAAUUUCCCCCCUUUUAACGGAGGCGCCUUGCAUAAUAUUAUUUUCUUUAGUUGCUAGAACGAAUUGUAUAACGAUGAAUAAACUGAAAUGGAAACAAUAGAAAUCUGAA
Molecule: messenger RNA, 1734 nt
Organism: Drosophila eugracilis
Lineage: Eukaryota; Metazoa; Arthropoda; Insecta; Diptera; Drosophilidae
Product: D-beta-hydroxybutyrate dehydrogenase, mitochondrial
Exons: 7
Coding region: 248-1414 (388 amino acids)
Source: RefSeq, a predicted model, not a curated record